This is a messenger RNA of Drosophila busckii, 3462 nucleotides long. RefSeq names its product serine-rich adhesin for platelets (gene dpr9). Gene Ontology annotation, cellular component: neuron projection membrane. Gene Ontology annotation, biological process: synapse organization. Lineage: Eukaryota; Metazoa; Arthropoda; Insecta; Diptera; Drosophilidae. The transcript has 8 exons. Bases 838 to 2652 code for a protein of 604 amino acids. The record is from RefSeq and is a predicted model, not a curated record.
CGUUACGUUCGGUCGUUCUAACGGUAAAAGCGCUACGCUUUAGACCCCAAAAGUGCUAAGGACAACUCACUUAAACAAAAACGCACCCACACACACACACACAUACACAGCAAUACACACUCACACACAGCUAAGGCGUGCGCGCAGUAUUUGAAAAUUGCUCUAGGUGCGGCAAUGAGCUAAAAUUUAAAAUUUGUGCAGUGUGCAGUUUAAAUGCAUUUGGAGUUGCAAACGGUGCUAUAAGUUUUGUUUUUUUCAAUAACAAUUUAAACAAAUCCAUUGGAACUAUAACGCAGACAAUAAAUACUUAGAGCAGCGGCAUAUAUUACAAGCAGCAGUUGGCUGUUGUCGCAUGAAGGCAGGACGAAGGACUACUACUCUAAACGCAAUCAAAACGAGCACCCACUGCCCGGCAGGCAGGCAGGCAGGCAGCGUGCGUUAAUGAUGAUGAAGUGAUAUCCAGUGAUAUCGUGUUAAAGUGGAAUUAAAUAUAAUAUAAAUCGCUGGAAAAAUGACAGCGAUUUCUCAGCAGCAGCCAAGCAGAAAUAAAUGCAAAGUAGUUUGCCGCUAGACGAAGACGAAGACGAACAAUAGAAAUAACAGCUAUUUUAAACAGCAGCAGCAGCAGCGGCGGCAGCAGCAGCGCGAGUGGCAAUUUGUAAGCCUGCUUGGCAAUUUCACGCAUUGCGACGGCAUGGCAGGCGCUAAUAAGGCGACUUGCCACGCCCCACAAAAUAAAACCCAUUCACAAACAAACUCAAACUCGAACUGAAGCUGAGCCACCCAGUAAGCCCACCAAACACACACACACACACACAGGCACAGCAGUGAAAUAUUAUGGCAACUUUUCAAAUGGAAACACGCCAGCAACAUCAGCAGCAGCAGCGGCAGCGGCAACCAACGAAUUUAAAGCAACGCGCAACGUUGCAGCAACGACAUAGGACGCAUAAAAGUGCUAACCCACCCACUGUAGCAGCGACAGCAGCCGCCACAGAUUGCACUCGCCUUUGGCCAGCCAGCAGUAGCAGCUCCAUAGUAACCAACUCAAUCGUUGACUGCAACAGCUGCCAGCGCAUUCUGAUAAUGCUCAGCAUGCUAGUGGUUGUCAUCGUUGUGAUAUCCGGCAAUGGAGUGCUUGCUGCACAGCGGGAUUCCUACAAAUUGAAGGAUAUGAGCAGCAGCAAUAAUGCCAUACCAAGUGCUGGUGCUGGUGGUGAUGCUACGGCUGUUAGUAGUGUUGCCGCCGGAACCGGAAGUAUGAAUGGCAAUACGAAUGGCAAUGAGAACGGAAACAACAAAAAUGCCCAUGCGACAACUGAUAUGAAUGCUAGCUCAAGUUCCAGUUCCAGCUCUAGCUCCACCUCCGGCUCUGGCGCUGUAACAUUGACAACAACAACAACCAGCAGCGGCAGCGGCAGCAGCAGCAGCAGCUCAAUGAGCAAUGGCAUCGCCAGCAGUAGCUUACACAAAGGCAACACAAUAUCAUCGCCAGCUGGCGCUUCCGGCAUCAAUCGGAACACCAUUGAGCUGAUCGACGAUUCGCGCAACGGCGGUCCCUAUUUUGAUAAGGCCGCCUCCAAAAACGUCACCGCGCUGUUGGGCAAGACGGCCUAUUUGAAUUGUCGUGUCAAGAACUUGGGCAACAAAACGAUGCUGCUGCAAGUGUCGUGGGUGCGACAUAGGGAUAUACAUUUGCUCACUGUUGGACGAUAUACGUAUACGUCGGAUCAGCGCUUUCGUGCCAUACAUCAACCGCAAACUGAAGACUGGAUGCUGCAAAUUAAAUAUCCGCAACAUCGCGAUUCCGGCAUUUAUGAGUGCCAAGUAUCGACAACUCCGCAUAUGAGUCAUAAUAUACACUUAACGGUUGUGGAACCCUCGACGGAAAUUAUUGGUGCACCUGAUUUGUAUAUAGAAAGCGGCUCGACUAUAAAUCUCACCUGUGUCAUACUCAAUUCACCGGAGCCGCCAGCCUACAUCUUUUGGAAUCACAACAAUGCUAUAAUCAACUAUGAUUCGCCCCGCGGCGGCGUCUCUGUGGUCACAAACAAAGGUGAGACGACGACUUCGUUCCUGCUUAUUAAAUCAGCGCGUCCAUCAGAUUCUGGGCAUUAUCAAUGUAAUCCAUCAAAUGCGAAGCCCAAAAGCGUAACGGUACAUGUGCUGAAUGGUGUCUCUCAUUCCGUUUCCAGGGGAGUUCCCAGCAGCAAUGCAGCACGCGGCACCAGCACAUCCUCACAUGUCACCAAGUCGCUAUCUCUUAGUGUACCUGUUUGUGUGCUACUGCAGUUUGGCAUUUGCCAGGCACUCUAUGCGGCCAUCAGCAGCGCAGCUGCGGCAGCCACCUACACGCUGCAGUCGCGCAAUCGAAGAAGAAGCAGCUACCGCAGCAGCAGCAGCAGCAGAUGCAAUGCCGGAGAUAGCAGAGCCAGCGACAAAACGAUUUUGUCGGUAUCCGGCUUGGGACACAUACUCAAGUGUGUUCUAAGCCUGCUCGCUAAGCUGCUGGGCGUCACAUGGCGCUGGCGCUUGCGAGGGCGUGACUUACAGCAAGUCACACAAAUGCAACAAUCAGAAGCAGAGGCAGCGGCAGCAGCAGCUGUUGCAGCUACAUCAACGUGUAGGCAAGUAUAUGAGGCGGAUAUAAGGUGAGCGCAGCCUCUUGAAAUUAAAACUUAAACCCUAGACUAAUCGCGUACUUAAACUAUAUAUAAGAAGAAAAACUUAGCUUAACUUCCUUACACACACACAUACACUCUGCUUCUCACACACACAAACACACGUCUUUGAACAUCAGCUGUAACUAUAAAAUAGUAUAACAUAUAAUGUAUGUAUAAUCUAUGGCCUAUUGUGUUUUUCUAUGAAUCCGUGACGUAUACGUAAUAAAUAAAUUGUAAAACUAACUACACAGAGCCUAGCUGUUGCCACGCUGUAUCAUAUGUAACGGUUCUUUUUACGUUUUUCUUAAGUUAUAUCUAUCUUGUAAAUAUUCAGAACUGUCUACGGUUCACUGAGAACUUUUUAAGCUACGAGUAUUUUUCACAGAAACUUUCGACACACGACUUCAUAACUUUUUGAUACCAAAAAGUAACAAACAAGCUAAACUAAUUAUAAUAAUUAUAAUAAACUUUUGUGUAGAGACUUUUUCGAGAAACGAACACUGCAAAAAAAGAGAGAAGCAAACUAAACUGCAAAUACCAUUUUCCAUUUUAAGCUAAAUAUUUAAAUGAAAUCUACGAGUAUUUAGCGCUUUUAUAGAGGCCACACUGUGCGGACUAACUACUCCCAAGGCAAACAACUUGUUUUGUAAUUUCAAAUAGGCAUAAAAAUAAAUGUUUACAAAAUAAAGCAACAAAAGCGAAAAAAGAAAACUCGGUAACGGCAAAUAUUUAAAUGUUAAACUUCAACUGCGCAGCAAAUUUCAAGUACUGACAACUUAUAUAUAUAUACAACAUGCAUAUA